Trematosphaeria pertusa is the source of this 2906-nucleotide messenger RNA. Its product is annotated as glycoside hydrolase family 3 protein. NCBI's taxonomy places the organism in Eukaryota, Fungi, Ascomycota, Dothideomycetes, Pleosporales, Trematosphaeriaceae. The record is from RefSeq and is a predicted model, not a curated record. Gene Ontology annotation, molecular function: beta-glucosidase activity. The transcript is spliced from 3 exons. The coding region runs from base 420 to 2795 and encodes 791 amino acids. Gene Ontology annotation, biological process: glucan catabolic process.
CUCUCCUGGCACAACCGUCCGCAACAUCGUGACAUCCUUGAGACUAGGGACGGGACGGCGCCAUGUUCGCGAUGCCGCCAAGUACACCAUCUCCUCUUUCUCGCCCGCGCCCCGCAAGGCUUCCGACGACGUCACAACCGCGAAUCCUCUCUGCAACUGCCGAGUAUUGGUUCGAGGAGACUCAGCCCGAAUAGUGGGCGAUUCCGCUCCGGCGCCAUGGAAAAUAGAAGGGACGUUAGUGCUGGUGUCCUGCAAGCGGCACGAUCAUCGGGGUAAUAUGUGAGGAGGUAUUUUCCAAGAUGAACGAACCGUUGAACGGCACCGAGGCGCAAGGGAGAGGCCCGAACGUAUAAAGUCCGCGCGAUAGAUGGUCAUGGACGCGUCGAUACGCGCGCAACCAUACUCUGGUGAAUCCGAACAUGUUGCAGUCAACGGCUUUCGCGUGGCUGGCGUUGGCGACAGCCUCAGUUGCCCAGUUUGGAAUUAAGCACUCGCAAUACGAGACGAGCCCGCCUGUGUACCCUUCGCCAAACAUCACCGGCGCUGGAGGAUGGGAGGAGGCAUUGGAGAAGGCAAGAGCCUUUGUAGCGCAAUUGUCGCUCGAGGAGAAGGCAGACAUGGUGACUGGUACGCCUGGUCCUUGCGUCGGUAACAUCGCACCGAUACCGCGCCUCAACUUCACAGGCCUCUGCCUACAGGAUGGGCCUCUCGCCAUACGCCAAGCAGUGUACGCCAGCGUUUUCCCUGCCGGACUUUCUGCGGCUGCCUCCUGGGACCGCGAUCUUGUGCACCAGCGCGGGGUCUUCAUGGGCGAGGAGUUCAAAGGCAAAGGCGCGCACGUCGCUCUAGGACCUGUCGUAGGGCCGCUCGGACGAUCGCCUUUCGGCGGCCGGAACUGGGAAGGUUUCUCGCCGGACUCAUAUCUCUCUGGCACACUUGUCGAAGAAACUGUUAUCGGCAUGCAGUCUGCUGGUGUGCAAGCAUGCACGAAGCACUACAUCGGCAACGAGCAAGAGAUUCAGCGGAACCCAACCACGGUUGACGGCACGACCGUGGAGGCUAUUUCGUCAAACAUCGAUGACAAGACCAUGCACGAGACGUACCUCUGGCCGUUUGCAAACGCCCUCCACGGUGGAUCCGCUUCGAUCAUGUGCUCUUACAAUCGCAUCAAUGGUUCCUAUGGAUGCCAAAAUAGUAAAACGCUAAAUGGCCUGCUCAAGGAUGAACUAGGCUUCCAAGGAUAUGUCAUGUCGGAUUGGGGCGCCACUCACGUUGGUGUCGCGGCAAUCGAGGCUGGUCUGGAUAUGGACAUGCCGGGAGGAAUCGCUUUUACGUCGGCGUCUCCAUCGUACUUCGGCGAGAACAUCACCAUCGCCGUAAACAAUGGUUCUCUUUCCAUUGAGCGUGUGGAUGACAUGAUCCUCCGUAUCAUGACCCCUUACUAUCAUCUCGGACAGGAUGCUGGAUACCCAUCCGUAGAUCGCUCUACGCAGCCGCUCGGAUUCUUCCCGCUGGCGAACUACGUACACCAGUUCACUCUUGGUCCUCUGGUUGAUGUUAGGGACGAACACGCGAAGCUCAUCCGUGAGCUCGGCGCUGCGGGCACAGUUCUCUUGAAGAACAUGAACAAUACGCUCCCGCUCAAGGAGCCCAUGAAUAUUGGCGUCUUUGGAAACGAUGCUGCGGACUUCACACAGGGUCAGUACACGCUGUCUCUCUCGAACGGUCUCUCUUCCGGCAACUACGACAUUGGAACUUUGGCCGUUGGUGGCGGCUCCGGCACCGGGCGAUUCACGUACGUCGUUCCGCCACUAGAUGCCAUCAAAGCGCGCGGUCAGUCCUACGGUGCGCUUGUGCAGUACAUGACCGACAACUAUGCUAUCAGUAAUAGCGGUCUAUCCUCCCUCGCCCCGACCCCACCUGACGUAUGUAUCAUCUUCCUAAAGUCCUGGGCCAGCGAGGGUGACGACCGAGCCACACUCAUCGCAGAAUGGAACUCGACCGUUGUGGUGGAGAACGCUGCCGCUGUUUGCCCCAACACGGUGGUAGUCCUGCAUGGUGCAGCACCCAACGUCCUCCCGUGGAAGGACAACGCUAACGUUACUGCUAUUCUCGCCGCCCACAUGCCGGGCCAAGAGACUGGCAACUCGAUCGUGGAUAUCCUGUGGGGCGACAUGAAUCCGUCCGGCAAGCUCCCGUAUACCAUCGCGAACCAAGAGAGCGACUACGCGAAGAACCUUGUCAACAGCACUGAGCUCGCGGAAUCUACGGAUCCCCUCGCAUGGCAGGCUGACUUCACCGAGGGCAAUAUAAUCGACUACAAGGAGUUCGAUGCACAGAACAAGAGCGUCGCGUAUGAAUUUGGCUUCGGCUUGAGCUACACCACAUUCGAGCUUUCGGACCUGCAAGUCCAUGUGAGUGCCGCCAACUCCACCCGUACGCCGAGCACGACGGCGAAGAUCAUUCCCGGCGGCAACGAAGAGCUGUGGCAGGUAUUAGCCACUGUGUCUGCGACCGUCAAGAAUACCGGGACUGUGGACGGUGCGACUGUUCCGCAACUAUAUCUCUCCUUUCCUAGCGAAGCGGGAGACGACACGGUGAGAAACCUACGAGGAUUCGACAAAGUAUCGUUGGGCGUUGGGGAGACGGCGUCCGUGGAGUUCUCGCUCAUGCGCCGCGAUCUUAGCUACUGGGAUACGGCUGCGCAGGCUUGGCGUCUGCCAUCUAGCGCGAUAGGUGUGGACGUCGGAUUCAGCUCGCGGGAUUUGAAACUUAAUGGGCAGAUCACAGUAUAAGGCCUGAGUAUGUGGGUAUGCACUCUGACACGCAUGUCGUUAGUAUCGAAACGGGGACAGAAGAGAAGACGCGAUGCUGGAUACCUUAAUGCCAUUCAACCUCUCUCAGUC